CAGACAGCAGACCGGCUGUCCCAAGCUGCGCUGAUCCGUCACUCUCCGGCACCAGGCUGGAGUCCGCCUGCCUCCCCUUUAUCAGCGGCCACCUGCCUCUCCGAGAAUAACACAGCAGCAUCAGAAAGCACAGGGCAAUUAAAAGCCGCGCAAAGGAAGGAAAUCAGCGAGGCGAAAAACUGACCGGUUUCUGGUGCCAUCUCACCGCCACACAGCCCCCUGUCCUGCUGGAGGAGAGGCUGCGGUGGAGAGCGUCUGUGCGCACUUGGUAACCUGCUGGGUUUGUUGUCGUUACCAGGAGAGGAGCGCUCAGCGACGGGACUCACUGCUGGUGUGAUUCUUAAACCGGGCUGCCCCCUCGGCGGAGACACUUGCAUGGAUGCACCAUGGCCACAUUUGUCUGCAGGAUUCAGUUUUUAGAUGAUACCGAUCCAUUCAACAGCACAAAUUUCCCGGAGCCGACCAGACCACCAUGUUACACCUUCAGGGAGGAUAUUCCUCUUAUCAACCAGAUUGCCGGCGUCCACCGGCUUCUCAAAGCUCCGCACAAGCUUGAUGACUGUGCGUUGCAGCUGUCCCAUAAUGGCACCUAUCUGGAUCUGGAGUCUUCUCUGGCGGAGCAGAGGGACGAGCUGGAGGGCUUUCAGCAGGACGACACGGGGUCCAGAGGAAAGAAGCACAGUGUUAUUUUACGGACCCAGCUGACCGUCCGUGUACAUGCCUGCAUUGAAAAACUGUACAACUCCAAUGGACGUGACUUGAGAAGGGCGCUGUUCUCUCUAAAGCAAAUAUUUCAGGAUGACAAAGACCUGGUCCAUGAGUUUGUGAUGGCUGAAGGUCUGACAUGCCUCAUCAAAGUGGGGGCAGAGGCUGACCAGAACUACCAGAACUACAUACUCAGAGCUCUCGGGCAGAUCAUGCUUUACGUGGACGGGAUGAACGGUGUCAUUGGCCACGCUGAGACAAUCCAGUGGCUGUACACUCUCAUUGGGUCAAAGUUCCGUCUGGUGGUGAAAACGGCUCUGAAGCUGCUGCUGGUGUUUGUGGAGUACUCUGAGGCCAACGCCCCGCUGCUCAUACAAGCCAUCACCACGGUGGACACCAAGAGAGGUUGCAAGCCAUGGUCCAAUGCCAUGGAGAUCUUAGAUGAGAAGGAUGGAGUGGACACAGAGCUGCUGGUCUACGCCAUGACCCUCAUCAACAAGACGCUGGCGGCGCUGCCAGACCAGGAUUCUUUCUACGACAUGGUGGACUGUCUGGAGGAGCAGGGCAUGGAGACGGUGUCCCAGAGACACUUGGGACGGAGGGGCACUGAUCUGGACCUGGUGGAGCAGCUCAACAUCUACGAGAUGACCCUGCGCCACGAGGACGGCGACGACGACAGCCUGCCUCCGCCGGCAGGACACCGGGACCGCCGCCGAGCCAGCCUGGGGGGCGGCGACAAGAAGCGCGGCCUAGAGAGGAGGCGAAGUCGCAGAGCCUCUCUUGGCCGGUCCGGUCACGCCUCGCCCUGCAGCCCCGCGUCGCCACAGAGAGCCGGCUUCCACCCCUUCAGCGGACAGAGGGCUGAGGACACGAGCGAGAGCCUGGCUAGAAACCAUGCAUCCAGCGUUCACAGAACAACUCUCCAAUCCAUCACCAUCGCCUCCAGGAAGGAGGACAAACUGAAAGAGGAGGAGCUCAGGAAUCGGGCUGAGCCACCGGCCCCAAAACCACCAGCACCACCGGCACCACCAGCACCCACUCUUCAGUCUCUUCAGUCCAACUUCACCCAUCCCACCUCCCUUCCCAUCUCCUCCCCUCUCAGCCCACCAGCCCAGCCCUCCCUCCUGGCCACCCUGCUGGCCAGGAAGAGGACCAUGGUGACCGUCCCAGCCACCAAGGAGGUCAGCCCCCCACUGCGGGGCUCGUCUCGUCCCUCACCUGACUACCUCCCCUACCUGCCCCACACCCCCUUCCACCUCUUCUCCUACGACAUGGACGAGGAGCCUCCGGCCAAACCCAAGGAGGAACUGCCCAAAACGACAUCUCCGGCGUCUCCCAGGAACGGUGGUCCCAUGUCCUACUCAGCUCACAGCGGCCCCACAACACCCACCAACUCCAGGCCUGCUCUUGGAGGUCUCCUCUCUUCCUCGUACCGACAACACCAGGAGUCUCUGGCGGCCGAGCGAGAGCGCCGCCGUGUGGAGAGAGAGGAGAGACUGCAGAGGAUAGAGAGAGAGGAGAGGAACAAGCACAGCCGUGACUAUGUGGACAAAAUGGAGGAGGCCAGACUUGCACGGGAGGAGAGGUACAAGAACGUGGAGCGCCUGGCCGCGGAGGAGUACGAGAGGGACCGCGUCCGGGUGUCGAGGGCUCGCCCUGACCUCAACCUGACCUUUGAGCCGGCGGAGGCCUGGCCCUCGUCAUCGCGGAGCAGCACGCCGUCCUCCUUCGCGUCCCAGGAGGAAGCGGACGCCGACCUCGAAGCCGAGACCCCCGUCACUCCCAACACACCCUCCGAGCCCGGAGAUGCAGAGGACUCCUGCGCCGGCGUAGAAACGGAGGAGAAGGGAGCGGAAGCCCCCGCUGCAGAGGAGGAGGACGAGCAGAGAGAGGAGGAAGGAGAGGGGGAAGACGAGGUGCCGGAGGAAACGGCGGCAGAAAAGGAGGAGGAAGAGGAGGAGCAGGAGGAGGAGGAGGAGGAGGAGGAGGUGCAGCUGGAGAAGGAGCGGGAGGAGGCGGAGGAGGACAGCGGGAUCCUGAGCGACAAGGAACGACAGAAUGAGGAAGUGAAUGAGAAGGACAACUGCUCGGCCUCCAGCAUCUCCUCGGCCAGCAGCACUUUGGAGAGAGAGGAGAGGGGGAGCAAUGAAAAUGGCUUUAAGGAGGCGGAGGUGAAUGAGCAGUGCAGCAAACUCCUCAACAGCAAACUCUUCAUGCUGGACAUGCUGUACUCCCAGAGCAAGAAACCGGGCGACGAGGAGGAGGAAGAGGAGGAUGGGGAGAAGGAUAAGGAGAAAGCAGACGGGGAGGACGGAGACGUGACUCAGAAGGCCAACGCACAACCCGAGGACGACCAGAGCAACGACAACAGGGAUGACAAGUCGGAGCACCGCAGCAACAUCCGGGCGUUUGCCGAGCGCUUCGGGAACUUGGUCAAGGAUCUCGGUUCGCCCCACCCUCUCAUGGACGCCCCAGCCAAUGAGCCUCCGCCUCCUCCGCCCAAGAAGGAGUCAGAUACGAUCUGGGACCAGCUCCUGGCCAGUCCUCGAGAGCUGCGCAUCGGGGACAUCAACUUCACUGACCUGACUGAGGAGGACGACAAGGACACUCUUGACACUGGUUUGAUAGGAGGGUGCGGCGAGCCCCCGCCGCCUCCACCUCCCCCGCCCUUCAUCCCCCACUUGCCUCCGCCGCCAAUGCUGGGCAGCUGCCCCCCUCCCCCUCCCUUGAUGGGGAUUAUGAGGCCUCCCCCUCCUCCCUCCUUUAGCGCCCCGGUCCCAGCACCUCCUGCCCCGGAGGUGCCUCUCUUCCACAAGAAGAAGAAGACAAUCAGGCUCUUCUGGAGCGAGGUGCGUCCGUCGGAUUGGCAGUACAGGGAGUACAGGCGAAGUGGAGACUCACUUUGGUCCAAACUGGAACCAGUAAAAUUGGACACGGGCAAACUGGAACAUCUGUUUGAGUCCAAGUCAAAGGAAAUACCAGUCACCAAGAAAACAGCAGCAGACGGCAAGCGUCAGGAAAUAAUUGUCUUGGACUCCAAGAGGAGCAACGCCAUCAACAUUGGCCUGACGGUUCUGCCUCCUCCCCGCACGAUCAAAACCGCCAUCCUCAACUUUGAUGAGUAUGCGCUCAACAAAGAGGGCAUAGAGAAAAUCCUGACGAUGAUUCCGACGGAGGAGGAGAAGCAGAAGAUCCAGGAGGCCCAGCUGGCCAACCCUGACGUCCCGCUGGGCUCAGCAGAGCAGUUCCUCCUCACCCUGUCCUCCAUCAGCGAGCUCUCUGCCCGGCUCCAGCUCUGGGCCUUCAAGAUGGACUAUGAGGCCACUGAGAAGGAAGUGGCAGAGCCACUGCAGGAUCUGAAGGAGGGGAUGGAACAGCUGGAGAAGAACAAGACGCUGCGCUACAUCCUAUCCACGCUGCUCGCUAUCGGAAACUUCCUCAACGGAACCAACGCUAAAGGUUUUGAGCUGACGUACCUGGAGAAGGUUCCAGAGGUGAAGGACACGGUCCAUAAGCAGUCUCUGCUGCACCACGCCUGCUCGGUGGUGGUCGAGAACUUCCCUCAGAGCACCGACCUCUACUCCGAGAUUGGAGCCAUCACACGAUCCGCUAAGGUGGACUUUGACCAGCUGCAGGAGAACUUGACUCAGAUGGAGCGGCGCUGCAAAGCCUCAUGGGACCACCUGAAGAUGAUCGCCAAGCACGAGAUGAAGCCCCAGCUUAAGCAGAAGAUGUCCGACUUCCUCAAAGACUGCGCCGAGAGGAUCAUCAUCCUCAAGAUUGUCCACCGCAGGAUCAUCAACAGGUUCCAUGCAUUCCUGCUGUUCCUCGGACAUCCGGCCUACAGCGUGAGAGAGAUCAGCGUCCAUCGCUUCAGUAAAAUCCUCAGUGAGUUUGCGCUGGAGUACCGGACCACCCGGGACCGCGUGCUGCAGCAGAAGCAGAAACGAGCCGACCAUCGCGAGCGCAACAAGACCCGCGGCAAGAUGAUCAUGGAUGUCAACGCACCGUGUGGUCGGUACGGCUCAGGCAGUGGCAACAGCGCCCCUAGUGGCAGCCAGGAGAGUGAGCAGGCACAGGGUCUGGGCCAUGCAGAGGACGCAGUGGAGCAUGAGCACAUGAAAGCCGUGCUGAGAACCAGCCUCAAUGGCAGCGACAAGGAGGGGACGGGAGUACCGGGACUUCGGACACGGACCAGGUCACGGCCUGGCCGGGGAGGUCGCAGCAUGCAGGCGUUUACACCAGCUGUGGAGGAGGCUCAGAUCUGUGGGGAGGACGCUGCCGAUGAGAUCAUGGAGCGAAUCGUGAGGUCAGCCACUCAGGGUCCGGCAACCAGAGCCCAGCCACGGGAGAGGAGGAGGUCCAGGGCCAACCGCAAGUCCUUGAGGCGGACUCUGAAGAGCGGUCUGACCCCGGAGGAGGUUCUCGCUUUGGGGCUGGCCGACGCUUCAGAUACGUAAAUGCGUCUGCGUUGCCGUGGAAACACUCCCCUUGACACUGCUGCAACAUCUCUGUCAGCUCUUUGCCUUCGCCACGCUUGACAUAACUCCGCUCAGCAGCCAGUCAGUAGUCCUGUAGGUUUUUCACCCGCAGCAAAUCCCACAUUUGGUUGAGCAUGUCAGAUUGAUGAAGCUGCAGCUGUGAUAGUGGUUCUGGAUGCGAGGCACCAGAAAUGGAAAAGAAACAAAUUUCAUCAUUUCAGUUGAUGCUGCCUCAAGAUUGAAUAGGAUUUUUUAACAGUAUAUUUUAAUCAUGUUUUUCGCCACAAAGGGAUGACAUUUACUUGUGAGUUUCUGCUGCCCUGACAUCAUUUUUCAUUUAUUUAAGCUGUGAACCUGGGUUAUGGAGAAUAAUGGACAGUGGCCGGGGUUCUUUUGGGGGCGUUUUCUUCUCUCAUACAAUUUCAGACAAUCCCAGGGGUCGUCCACUUGAACAAAAAGACUUUCACAGAUUUAUACUUUGUUUGCAAAGCGCAACUUUUUGCUUCUGCAGCUGCACACGAUACAGUUUGAAGCAGAGAUUUGACAAGUGUGGUUGUGUUUCGUAGGAAUGUGAAAGGUUUUCAAUCUGAUGUGUGCCUUUCAUUUUACAGGGACAGCACCGUACCUUUUUGCCAUUUCUCUUAUAUGUCAUUCACCUUUCAGUUACAUUAAUUUUCAGAGGUGUCGGUAGUUAAGUCAUAACAAGCUCAUGUGAGUGUUGAAUAAAUGUUUUAUUUACUUUUUUUUUUAUUUUGGCAAAAUGGUUUUACCUACUGUCUAAUUUAUUACAAAACACAAACACUCAUUUUUGUUACCAUGAGACGUGUGAAGAUCUUGCACCUUUCUUGUAAAGAUACACAGUCGGAAUGGCUGGUAUAAAAUAUGGAAAAAGGAACACUACGUUUUUAUCUCAGAGGAACUGUUUGUAAAUUGUACAAAAAAGUAAAGAAAAAAAUUAUUGUAAAACCUUAUCUUGAAGGACAAGCAGAGAAUUCUGCAUAAAAUGUGUAAAUGCCCUCAUCAGCUGCGAAGUACUAUGAAGUACUGUAGUGUGCAUGUUUAGAGUGUUUCAUGUUUUGUAUUAUUUUUGUAAGUUCUGUAGAAACUUGUAUUAUAGUCUAAGAGAAAAGGUAAAAAAAAGAAGCUAUUCUGUGAAUUGUAAUUAAAGAGAAACAAAAGAGGGCGUGGUCAUAUAGCUGAGAUACAUCCAGUCAACAUGUUGCUCCUUGUUGAGGGAAGGAAGCCACACCGUUGGAUUGGAAAGGCUCCUGUGUUUUGUUUUGCUUUUAACUCUGUGGUCAUGCUGUACUUUAUAUGAACUUGAACAGGCUGUGGAUAAUAAUAAUAUCUGGUUAAUAGACAACUCCUUGUGUCCCAGUUGGAGAGACGGGUUCCACUCUGCUGCUUGACACGGUGCAGCAGCAGCAGCCGGGAAACAUCACGUCCAAAAUGUCAUGCAGUGAACUGAACAUGAAACCAUUGUUGCAUUCACUUUCACUUGAAAUGCUAGAAUAUACACGUACUGCAAUUAAAAAAAAAAAAAAAAAAAAAACAGUAAGUGAAAAGGUGGAUGUGCAAGUCAUUAUUUUGUUCAUGCAGUAAAAUAGCAGCCGGUGUGUUUUAGACAGUAUGUCAUGAUCUGCUCCAAGGACUCCAACUCGAUCAGCGCGGCCCUGUGGAGAAAGUUCCUCCCCAGCUGCUGCAGAAAGAAGGGACUUCUCGUGUAAUCGAGUGCAGAGAAUCAUCCUUGCAGUUUGCAGUGGACUGUGAUCCACAAAGCAGCACAGCUGUUUGUUUCCCCAGCUGUCUGAUCUGGCAAAUUAUAACACAGUUUGGAUGUGACAUGUCAUUCUUGCAAUAAAUUCUGGGGCUUUCUGUUCA
Molecule: messenger RNA, 7067 nt
Organism: Myripristis murdjan (pinecone soldierfish)
Lineage: Eukaryota; Metazoa; Chordata; Actinopteri; Holocentriformes; Holocentridae
Gene: fhod3a
Product: formin homology 2 domain containing 3a
Exons: 27
Coding region: 387-5165 (1592 amino acids)
Biological process (GO): cardiac myofibril assembly; cortical actin cytoskeleton organization; sarcomere organization
Cellular component (GO): cytoskeleton; cytoplasm
Molecular function (GO): actin filament binding
Source: RefSeq, a predicted model, not a curated record